AAAAAAUAUUACCACCGACCACCCCAUUUUUCUCGUCCGUCGAAAUCUUUAGCUAACGUCCCCCGUCGGCAUAACCUGUCGCAGCCGAAUGGAAAGGAGGCGGCUGCAUUGCCCGUCGGCGUUGAUUUGUUGCGGGGACGGUGUAAGCUUUUCGCCCAGCUCAGCAUCAGUGAAAAUGGCUCCGGCUAACGACUGGAAAACAGCACGCAGAAAUGAAAGCCGACGAUAGCUGGCUAGGCGGUAAGAAGAAGGCGUGACAGGCCUCAUCCAUCUACAACUGUGCUUUGCGACUGGAUGCGUAGGAUUUGCUGAUUUGCAUUAAAAUGAGAGCCCGUCAAACAUGUGAUAGAUUAUCUUCCUCGUCUGCCAAGGGAACUCACUUCCCUCUACAUUCAUCGCAGCGAUUAGAGGAAACGGUAAGAUUUUACAAGCGAAAGGAACUUCUUGGCUGAACAAGGAUGAGGAAUCUUGCUUAGAUGAAGGAAAUGUCAACGCAGUAACUCUCACAGGAAAAAAAGAAGUCAUUUAAACUGCUUCUCAUUAAAAAAAAACUUUUAAAAGCAAUUUUGAAAUUAGGUGGAACUUCUUUACUUGUCUUAAAGACAUUUUGCCUUUUGAUCAUAAACUCAUCUUUCUGGCUACCCACUCAUUUUGGAAGUCGAGUGUGGGCAGCGGAUAAUCAACAGGAACUAGGACACCAGAAGUAAACAUCUGGAGAGACAAACGUUUUAUCUAAGACAUUUAAGUAGUUUUUGAAAAUUGUAUUAUAACUUCCCCUUUAGGGUAAAGCAUUUUUUUCAAGAGUCAUUCUUUGGAUUAUUGUUGCCGCUCCUUGCUUUGAAGGUUUGGCCCUACAACCCCAUGUGCCAGUGAGUGGGAAAUGUUCCAAUUUGGAAAAUACAAUCUGGACAUUAUAGAGAUGUUAAGUGGGCACCAGGCCCACCAGUUCAAAGGCCUCGGUUUAGAUCGACAACUUCAACAUCAACAGCAAGUGCAACUCCACCAGCAUCAACUCCAGCAGCAGCAGCAGCAGCAGGCUGAAUCUUCUGGAGCUCUUCUGUCUGGACUUGGCUUGGGCCCCCUGCAGGGGUCAAGAGGCUACCAUGAUGACCAUCGUUCUCAAGGUAAUCCAUCUCCAUGCUACUCUGGUGCCUCCCCCUGUGGAAGUGGGAUGGCGGGCCCAGCUCUGAGAAAGGCACCCUUGGCUCCAACACUGCAUCCACACUCACAGAGCCACAACCAGCACCACCAUCCGCAGCAACAACCCCACCUGCCCCUUUCUUCUCUACUGGAUGACUCAGAGGAUGAUGUUACUAGCUCUGUCAAUAAUGCAAUCUCUGCUAUAACAGCAGCUAGUAACAGUGGAAAUAGAGGGGAUGAUAGGGGAGACAUCAUAGGAGGUCUACUAGGUGGUCUUGGUUUGGGUCCUCUGGGCUCACCCUCAACAACUUCUGGUAUGGAUAAGAAUUUCAGAGGAGGUGGGAGCCAGGAGGCUAUGAACAGCAACCCGCAGAAUCCUACGGCUAAACCAAAACGUCCCCGCAAACCUAGAGCUAAGAAAGAUCCUGCAGUGGCUGGACAGCCCCCCAAACGUAGGCAAUAUACUCCCAGAAUGGGGCCCAGCGGGCUCCCACGCACUCACCUCUGCAGUGUCUGUGGUAAGGGGUUUGCACGCCGCGAGACACUACGCCGGCAUGACCGCAUUCAUACUGGGGAAAAACCCCAUCACUGCAAUGUUUGUGGAAAGUAUUUUAGAGAGGCUUUUCAUCUUAGCAAGCAUCAAACAGUCCACUCUGGGGCAAAGAAUUACAAAUGCAGCAUAUGUGGGAAAGAGUUUGGAUACUCCCAGAGCCUCAGGAGGCACAGCAAACUACAUCAGAAAGGGGAGUUGGAAGAGGUGCCCACAACACCAGCUCCUGAGAACCUAAACAGCUUUAACCCAAACCCUCAAUGUAGCGUGGCCCAAGAUAGGAGCCAAAACCCAGCACCAAGCACCUCCUCCUAUUAUUCCUACCCUCAAGACGUUAAGCCUCAAGAUACCAACACCCAGCAACAGCCUCCACCACCCCAAACACAGCCACCCCCUCCCCCUCGACUUUACACCUGUGCAAUCUGCUGGAAGUCGUUCCGCCAUCACUUUCAUUUGACUGCCCAUCACCAGACGGUUCAUGAAGGUGGGGGGGAAAAGCUCUUCUGCUGUGAGGUAUGUGGGAAAGCAUUUGCUUACUCCAAUAGCCUCACCCGACAUAGGCAAUCACAGCAUGGGAUGACCCGCAAUGACUCAUCCAACCCACAAGAAGGCAACAGUGGGUCUGGAGAUAACAGAGGUGGGAGUGAUGUCAAUCAAUCAGCAUCAGAGAGUGAGGCUGCCACCAAUGCUCUCCUGCAAAUGGCUCCUUCUACUGAAGGCCAUGGAGCGCAGAGUCUCAGUGUUGUCACUCAUAGCCAUCAACAGGCACCUCCACAACCACCAUCUGGAUACUCUCCUCUCUUUUAUGAUGCUGCUCAUUCUUCAGCCUCUAACCCUCCAUCGUACUCACAGCCUCUGCCUCCAAACUCUACAAUAAUGCCCCCCCAGCACCCUCAUUCCCCAGCCGGGGUGAAAGGAGAGCACAUAUAUCCAGCUGGAUCCCGUAGCCGUACGCUUCACACCACAGCCCCUUUCCAGCCCCUCACGGAACUGCCCUCCACUGAACAUCAUCAUUUGCAUCACCAUCAUCAUCACUCCCAACAUCAUCCUCAUCAUCAGUCAGGUGCCCAGUCCCAUCAACACCUUGACUGCAGCAACCAAUUAAUGCACGAUGACAUGAGACGAUACAAGAAGAAAAAAAAAAAGUCCAACCAGAGAGAUUGGAGGGAAAAUAAGUGGGAAUCCAACAAUUUAGUAAGACUCGACGGAAGCAAAAAAAAAAAGAUAAGUUGUACAAUAAGAGGGCAGUUGACUAAAAAACAAGGCUCUCUUCGUUUGACAAUUCGACGAGGAGGCGGAUCAGGUGGUGGUGGAUAUAAGCUUGUCAACACUGGGGGCAUGAAGGUGCAGAUCCUGUCGUCUCUUAAAGUCCCUGUGAAACGUUUUGGCUGUCCUAAAUGCCCCAAUUCUGUGUUUUCACGCAAAGCAGGAUUGCUAGUCCACAUGGCAGUAAAACAUAGACAAAGAGGCUUGACCACUCUGGAGCGACUGAGGUGCAGUGUGUGUGGGAAGCAUUCUCACAGGGCUUUGGCAGCCUUCAUCCAUCGGGCCUCCCAUCGUGCCAGAGGGACUUUCUCCUGCCGACGUUGCUCUACUCGCUUCUGGAACGCUACACUUCUGAAACGGCACAAGGUUUCUUGCCGCCGCAGGGCGAAAGGACUGCAGCGAGGAGAUGCUAAUAGGCUGAAGCUUUCAAAGAGACCAGGAGAGAGUCAGACCCACGAGGGUCAGGAGGAGGUGCCAUUCCUUCAGGGACCAUACAGAUACUGAGCAUCAUUGUAUCUGGCACAGGUGGCAUUCAUGAGGGAUAUUUCAGUUCUAAAAUGGGAAGGUGAUAAAAAAAAAAAGGGACUUGAAAAGGCUUAUGCUGCCUUUAGAAGAAUUUGCUUCAUGUCUCAUUUGAAAUUUAUUUUGCUUAUUAUUAGAAUGAGUGUGUUAACAACUACUGUAAAACAUUCUAUAAGAUAUCACCAGAAAUUCUUCCAGAUUAUAUUGGAAGAUGUUUUCAAAAGAUGUGACUGUUUCCAUAGGUUCAUUAACCCCUUAAGUGCAUUGACAAUGCUUGGCUGACACUGUGCAGUUACCAGAAAAGUUUAGGUGAUUUGACCUGCUAAUGUAUCUCUCCCCAUAACUAGAAUCCCUGCUACAUCUCUUGCUGUAUGAUAAACGUCUCUGCUGUGUACUCUGUCUUGUUGUUGUUCACUUAGAGGCUCUGAGGAUUUUUUACUAAUGUAAAGUGCAUUAUUUAGGAAUAGGGACAUUGGGACAAAGACCUUUGUUGAUAGUUUGUCAGUGCAUGUUUGUUCUCUGGUCAAGUUUUUUGCGGAGGUUGUGAAAUCACUCCUACAGUAUGUGAUGGUUUAUUCAGUAUAUCCCCAGAAGUUUGUAGUGAUAAAUCUGAUUUGAAAGUGGCUCUAUAUUCCCUAGUAAUUUAAUCAUGCAUAGAAUAAAUGUCAAGUUGCUGGUAAUUAGCAUUACAAGGAUCCCUCUUCUGCCAAAACGAAGAAACUUACAAAAGCCUUGCUUAGUAUAUUCACUUUACUUCAUUUAUUUAAAAUAUUCCUAGCUUUUAUACCAAGAGAUUUAAAACAGGCUAAACAAGUGAACUGUGACACAUGUUUAUCUCAUGUAAUUUGUAUGCUCUUUUUAGCAGUGAUUAUUUCUACAGUAAUCCACAGUGUGUUUAAGGAAGGACCUAUCACAGUAGAAACAAGUGUAAUAUUCCAUGUAUUCAUGUGUGUAACCCAAUCAGUCUUCUUGCCAAUAUUAUACUUAACCCCUUCUAUGUUUUACUUUUUGCUGGGUUGCAAUCAUAUUCUUACUGUCAUGCCUUGUUUUUUUUGUUUCUUUGUAUGUUUUAAUAACAUCUUGUCACUAUCCACAUAUGAAAUGGUCAUACCCCUGUCAAGCCUUUUUUUUUCUUCUAAAGGAAAAUGAUAGUUUUAGUAGAUUUUUAUCACAUUAUUUACUGAGAAGUCAGUAGUUGAUUACAUUUCAGCAAUGAAUAAACCUUAAGUGUAACCAGUC
Molecule: messenger RNA, 4717 nt
Organism: Labrus bergylta (ballan wrasse)
Lineage: Eukaryota; Metazoa; Chordata; Actinopteri; Labriformes; Labridae
Biological process (GO): regulation of transcription by RNA polymerase II
Cellular component (GO): nucleoplasm
Molecular function (GO): DNA-binding transcription repressor activity, RNA polymerase II-specific; RNA polymerase II cis-regulatory region sequence-specific DNA binding
Source: RefSeq, a predicted model, not a curated record